Molecule: messenger RNA, 435 nt
Organism: Medioppia subpectinata
Lineage: Eukaryota; Metazoa; Arthropoda; Arachnida; Sarcoptiformes; Oppiidae
Source: the annotation of a GenBank genome assembly
AUGGUAAAAAACGAGUUACAAAUCGACUUUUCAAAAGAUUCAACAAAUAAUUGGCCACAAAAUAAACUUAAAAGAGGGAUGAACCUGGGAAGAAAGGUCGAUCCGCGGAACUGCGCUUCGUUGGUUGGAUUUAACGGCGAAAGCAAACGAUUUCGAGAAAAUUUUCUGAUGAAUGAAUUCCAGCCGAUUCUCAAAUGGAUUAAAACAAAGGACGCAAAGUUAGCGUUAGGAUUGGCUCCUCUGGAGGUCCACAUCGACCCGCCGUCCACUUCAAGUGUGGCUCCAGUAAUGAAUGAGGCCUUAUCUGACGCCAAGAAUGCGAUGGCUUCGGCUACUUCUUCUGGAUCUCCUGUCUAUACCAAAUCCGGCGUCAAAUAUCAAUCAUUAAAGGGAUACUCACUUCACAGCAUUCACGCGAACCCCUUUCACACCUAA